Molecule: messenger RNA, 4301 nt
Organism: Parathielavia appendiculata
Lineage: Eukaryota; Fungi; Ascomycota; Sordariomycetes; Sordariales; Chaetomiaceae
Exons: 3
Coding region: 146-4117 (1323 amino acids)
Biological process (GO): intracellular calcium ion homeostasis; transmembrane transport
Cellular component (GO): endoplasmic reticulum membrane
Molecular function (GO): ATPase-coupled monoatomic cation transmembrane transporter activity; ATP binding; ATP hydrolysis activity
Source: RefSeq, a predicted model, not a curated record
CCAUGCUCGUCAGUCUCAGGGAUCGGAUAUUUUCCAUCAACCUCCCCCUUCCAUCAGCGUCGCCUCGCCUUUCCAAUUCGGUCGCUGCCUUCGAUGACGGCACCGUAGAUGAGCAUUCCUUGAACCUUCCCACGACCGACCAGCCAUGGCGCCGCUCGUCGACAACCCGCAGAUCAAGAGCGCCGACCUGUUGCGGCCCCUGCCUCUCUACCAGCACGCAUACAUCUGGCCCUUUGCCGUGAUAUGGCCCGUCUUCCUGCGCUUCUACCUCACCCCUGAGCUCUACGACAAGCACAUUCAAGCCCCAGAAUGGACGUUCGUUUGGGUCGGCACUAUCGUCACCCUGCAGACUCUCGUGUGGCUCUGCACCCACUGGAGCGUCAACCUCAACGCUGCCUUUACCGCCAGAAAGGCCCGCUCCGUUGAGGAUGCCCAACUGAUCAAGGUCAUUCCCAUUGCGAACGCCGGGACUGCCGACAUUUGCAAGCUCUCGCGCGAUAAGGUCGGCGACAAGACCAAAAUAUCGUUCCUAUUCCAAAAGCGCCGCUUUCUGUACAAUUUCGACACCAAGUCGUUCAGGACCCUAACAUACGACAUCGACGCCGAACCGAGGCCGAAGCUGGAAAAAUUCCAAACAUCCAGGGGCAUCACGAGCGCCGAGGAGCAGCAGCGCCUCGAGCAGCACUAUGGCACCAACACGUUCGACAUCCCCGUUCCUACGUUCACCGAGCUCUUCAAGGAACAUGCCGUGGCCCCCUUCUUCGUGUUCCAGGUCUUCUGCGUCGGCCUGUGGCUGCUGGACGAGUACUGGUACUACUCACUGUUCACCCUCUUCAUGCUCGUCAUGUUCGAGAGCACCGUCGUCUGGCAGCGCCAGCGGACCUUGACCGAGUUCCGCAGCAUGAGCAUCAAGCCGUAUGACAUCUACGUUUUCCGCCAGGGCAAGUGGACCGAGAUCCAGAGUGACAAACUGCUACCGGGCGACCUGGUGUCCGUGACGCGAACCAAGGAGGACGGCGGCGUCGCCUGCGAUAUGCUCCUGGUGGAGGGGACCGCCAUCGUCAACGAGGCUAUGCUUUCUGGCGAGAGUACCCCGCUUUUGAAGGAUUCCAUCCAGCUCCGGCCCGGCGACGCCCAGAUCGACUCGGACGGCCUAGACAAGAACUCAUUUCUGUGGGGCGGCACCAAGGUGCUCCAGAUUACACAUGGCAGUGCCGACGUGGAGCGACUCAAGUUGGCUUCCGGUGUUCCCGCCCCUCCGGACAACGGCGCCAUGGCAAUCGUCACCAAGACCGGGUUUGAAACUUCGCAGGGAAGCCUGGUGCGGACCAUGAUCUACUCGACGGAGCGCGUCUCGGCCAACAACACCGAGGCCCUGCUUUUCAUCCUGUUCUUGCUUGUCUUCGCCAUCGCCGCCUCGUGGUACGUCUGGGACGAGGGCGUGCGCAGGGACAGGAAGCGCUCCAAGCUACUGCUCGACUGCAUCCUCAUCGUCACGAGCGUUGUGCCGCCCGAGCUGCCUAUGGAGCUGAGCUUGGCUGUCAACACCAGUUUGUCCGCCCUCUCCAAAUUUGCCAUCUUCUGCACCGAGCCAUUCAGAAUUCCCUUUGCCGGCCGCAUCGAUGUGGCCUGCUUCGACAAGACCGGUACCCUGACCGGGGAGGACUUGGUGGUUGAAGGCAUUGCCGGCCUUGCUCUCGGCCACUCCGGAACCGAUACGCCCCGCGAGCCUGAUGGCGCUCACAGCCAUAUAACCCCGGUUCACGAUGCUGGCAUGGAAACGACCCUGGUCCUUGCGACCGCUCACGCGCUGGUGAAGCUCGACGAGGGUGAUAUUGUCGGCGACCCUAUGGAGAAAGCUACGCUUACUGCCUUGGGCUGGAGCUUGGGCAAGAACGACGUCUUAACGAGCAAGCCUGGCAGUGCGUCAACUGCAGGCAUCACUGGCUCCGUCCAGGUCAAGCGCCGCUUUCAGUUCUCAUCGGCCCUCAAGCGCCAGAGCUCUGUUGCCACCAUCAUUGCGACCGACGCCAAGACCGGCCGCAAGCUGAGGGGCACCUUCGUCGCCGUUAAGGGUGCGCCCGAGACAAUCAUGAAAAUGCUGGUUACCAUCCCGAAAGACUACGAAGAAACCUUCAAGUACUUCACGCGCCGUGGUGCCCGUGUCUUGGCCUUGGCGUACAAGCAGCUUACUACUGAGGGCGAGCUCGGCGCGAGCAAGAUCAACGACCUCAAGCGCGAGAACGUCGAGUCCGACCUUGCCUUCGCCGGCUUCCUGGUCCUCCAUUGUCCCCUCAAGGAAGACGCAAAGGAGGCUGUCCGGAUGCUCAACGAGAGCAGCCAUCGUGUGGUCAUGAUCACUGGCGAUAACCCGCUCACCGCUGUCCAUGUCGCCAAGGAGGUCGAGAUUGUCGAUCGCGACGUUCUCAUCCUUGACGCCCCCGAGCACAGCGUCCACGGCGAGGAGUCCCUCAUCUGGCGCAGUGUAGACGACAAGAUCCAGAUUGACGUAGAUCCUACUAAGCCCAUUGACCCUGAGAUCAUCAAGACCAAGGAUCUGUGCGUCACUGGGUAUGCGCUAAACAAAUUCAAGGACCAGGUCGGCUGGAAGACACUUCUGCGGUACACCUGGGUGUAUGCUCGGGUCUCGCCCAAGCAAAAGGAGGACAUCCUGCUGGGUCUGAAGGAUAUGGGCUACUACACGCUCAUGGCAGGUGAUGGCACCAAUGACGUGGGCGCUCUCAAGCAGGCCCACAUCGGCGUGGCCCUGCUCAACGGCACCCAGGAAGACCUCACCCGGAUUGCAGAGCAUGCUCGGAAUACCAGGAUGAAGGACCUCUACCAGAAGCAGGUCGAUUUGAUGGCGCGCUGGGGUCAGCCGGCUCCUCCUGUUCCUCCCAUGAUCGCCCACCUUUACCCUCCCGGACCGUCCAACCCGCACUACGAGAAGGCCAUGGAACGGGAAGCGCAGAAGAAGGGCGUCCCCGUGGAACAGCUUCUCAAGGCGAACGGCACCAAGAUCGAGACCGUCACCUCGCCCGCCGCCCAGCAGCUCAUCGACUCGGACCCCCGCAAGGUCAAGCAAGCCGAGGCGGUCAAGAAAGCUGCCGGCUUCGCUGACAAGCUGACGCAGUCGAUGAUGGACGCCGAGAUGGACGACGGCGAGCCGCCGUCGCUCAAGCUGGGCGACGCCUCGGUGGCGGCCCCGUUCACGUCAAAGCUGCGCAACGUCAUCGCCAUCCCCAACAUCAUCCGUCAGGGGCGGUGCACGCUGGUCGCCACGAUCCAGAUGUACAAGAUCCUGGCGCUCAACUGCCUCAUAAGCGCGUACAGCUUGAGUGUGUUGUACCUCGAGGGCAUCAAGUUUGGCGACGGACAGAUCACCAUCAGCGGCAUGCUCAUGAGUGUUUGCUUCCUGUCCAUUUCGCGCGCGCGGUCGGUCGAGGGCUUGUCCAAGGAGCGGCCCCAGCCGAAUAUCUUUAAUUUCUACAUCAUUGGGUCCAUUCUGGGGCAGUUUGCCGUCCAUGUCGCCACGCUGAUUUACAUUGCACGCUACUGCGAUGUGCUGGAACCACGCUCCGAAAUGCCGGACCUCGAAGCAGAGUUUAAGCCCUCGCUCCUCAACUCGGCCGUGUACCUACUCCAACUCAUCCAGCAGAUCUCAACCUUCGCCGUCAACUACCAGGGCCGGCCCUUCCGCGAGUCGCUGUCCGAAAAUAAGGGCAUGUUCUACGGCAUUCUGGGCGUCACGGGCAUCGCGUUUGCAUGCUCGACCGAGCUCAUCCCGGAGCUCAACGAGGCCAUGAAGCUUGUACCCUUCAAGGACGAGUUCAAAACGACUAUUACGGCUGUCAUGGUGAUGGAUUAUGUGGCGUGCUAUGUCAUCGAGGUGGUGCUCAAGUGGCUGUUUAGCGAUUUGAGGGCGAGGGACAUCGCCGAGCGCAGGCCGGAGCAGCUUGAGAGGGAACGGGUGAGGAAGGCGGAGGAGCUGAAAAAGAAGGAGGAGGACGAGGAACGGAAGAGGUUGGAGAAGGUGGCGGAGUUUGAGAGAAAACUGGAGGAGAGGAAGGCGGCCUUGAGAGCGAGGUUUGAGGGCCGGGCGGCGCAUGGGGCGUGAUUGGGGUGGGGAUAGAUAAAUAGAUGGAUGGAUAGGGAGUGAGAGGUUGAAGAUCGGGGUUAUUUGUUUGUGUAAAGUGUAUAGUUACAGACGAUAGACGUGAUGGAAGCGGCGUGGCCCCGGUGGAUUUGUACUCCGAGCCGAUGCAAUGGUACAUCUCCGUCGACAAUGCCCAGGUACUAAC